GUGUUAAUUUGGAGUAAAAACAUCACUGAAAACCUAAACAAAAUCAACUACAUACAACAUGGCAUGUGCCUCUCUGCACUUUGCUGGAAACAGUAUAUUUGGUUUGCCUUUUGUUCUCCUCUGAGCAAGAUUUCAACAAGAUGCAAGAACUGUUUCGUGUGGGCCGUGGUCUAAUUUUACUCCAUAAACACUUAUUAUUAUAUUUUCUGUAACACAUUUAUAAACAAUGGUAGUUGGUUUUUCAAUAGGUGCCAUCACUGUGCAUUGACAGACUGGACCUUUAACAUGAAAUUAGAUUUUUAAAUAUAACUGACGAGCAAAAUAAAGAUGAAGUUGUUACCCUUAGAAUCUCUUGAGAUCUUAGGAACUCAAAAUGGUAAUCAUCCAAACCGCAAUAAUGCCUUCAAUGAAUAUGUCAGUUGUUUGUCUUCGGGUUGAUUUUUAUUUUUACUGAGUCAUAUUUAUUGUAUCAUCUUCCUUAGGGAGUCGUGCAUAGUGUGUUGACAUUUUUUAUUCAUCAACGAAGACAUUUUUAAGUUGAAUGGAAUAAAACAUGUUAAACAAGCCUACAGAUGCCCCACUUUUAUUGCAUAUUACAUGCAACAGUGACUCAUAGAAUCAAGAGGCAGAAUGUACAUGGGAAAACAAAACAGGUUGCCAGUUGUUUGUCAUAUCACUUUGACCAGAAACACAAUGAUUUAAACAAAACAAGUCAUUAUCAAAGGAUACUAUAUGCACAAGAUGACAGGACACCCAGAGCCAAGAACAAUUGGCCAUGUGGGACAUUUGUUUUAUAUUGUUUUUUACAAUUCUAUAUUAAACUGAACCAGCUGCAGUGAUCUGGAUUGUUUGUCUGAGUAUUGUUAAAUGCUCAUAUAAACUCUGUGAGGAGUCAUUGUUAUUUCCAUCUGAGGGCCUGUCAGUGCUCUGCGGAGGCUUGACAUCAAAAAUUGAGGUGCUUGUCCCAUCAGUGGCACAAAUACUGAAAGAGGGCUCUUCUCUGUGAGUGACGAGUCUCUUCCUCACACCCCAUGUGGUGGUGAUUCGUUCAGCUUACUCAUGUUUCUCCUCCAAACAAAUUAAUAUUUAUUAUAGUCACUCAAGCAUUCAGCUCAGGGGACUUAUGACACCCCCCAGACUUCGCAGCGCUCCCACAUAAAGGAACUCUGUAAGAUGGGUCUAUUUUCGGUGACCAUUAUCUUCACAGCUCUGCCUGUAUGAGACGGGGGGGCACAGAGGAAUCCUUUGGUGACACUGCUGCAGAUACCAAUAAACAAUACAGUCACUGUCUGUCAUAUCUCUGAGCAGGCAGUGUCCUAGCCUGAGAUGUCACAUGCGGUAACGUGUAAAAUCGUCGUAAUAAUGAAAAAGUCACAGGAUUAAUGCAUCAAUUUAGCUGAUCCAUCACUGACUUUGGGAACUAAUCUUAACUGAGUGUUUCCAAUGCAACUAUUUAGCUUUUCACGAUAUGUAAACUAAAGCUACUGUCACAGUGAUGUUGUUAAAAUGUAAUUGGUAUAAUAAUUAGGCCUGAAGCUAACAAUAAUUUUCAUUAUCGCUUUAUUCUGCCACUUAUUUUCUCAUUUAAUCACUUGGUCUGUAAAAUGUCAGAGAGUGGAAAACGUCCACCACAGUUUCCUAAAGCCCAAGGUAAUGUGUUCAUAUUGCUUGUUUUGUUCAACAGUCCAAAAUAUAAAAUCUGUUAUCAUAGAAAAAUAAGAAAACCAGAAAAUAUUCACAUUUGGCACCAAAGCGGAAGCUGAAGGCAGCCAAGUGAUUAUCAAAAUGCCAAUUAGUCCUUUCUGUCAAUGAAUUGACUAAUUGUUUCAGCUCUAAUAAUCUAAUGUGAUAUUUGUUUACAAAAGCAAUUGAAGUGAUUUUCCGUGCAUUAGAUGUACAGUAAUAUUAACAUAGAUUGAAUAAUACAGUCAUAAGGUAAGUGGAAUAGAGUAUAUGCAGUAUAAUGUUAAAAUGUGUAUAUCUAAUCAUUACCAUAUACUGCAGUUUCCUUAUAUUUACCAUCUGAAUGUAACAGUAGGUGUUGUAUUAGCAUUAUCUUUUAAGAAAUAUUGUGUCUUUCCAUAUUCAUAUAUAUCUGAUACAUACACUAUAUAUAGUUAUAAUUCUAUAAGGGUUUUAUAGAUGAAUCACAUAAAUAAGAAAUAACUCACUAUGUCAUAAAUCUAAUAAUAAAUGACCAACCAGUUUGCUAACUAGAUAUGUAGUUGUAAAUGUAAGUCAAUUUGACACCAGACAGUUGAGUACAGCAGACUUAUAUUUCGCAGCUCCGACUUCACUAAAAUUCUCCUGAUGAACUUUAAAUAACCUUGAAGAACCACACAGAAUUCUGACAACACUGGCUCUGCUUUCAGAUGACUCAGUCUUUUAUUAUAAUCUAAUGUGUGCCAGUUCAUAUUACAUUCAUGCAUUUGAGCUUGUUUAUAUAAGUAUAAUUUCCUUUCAUUCAUUCUCUUUACCUGCUUAUUCCUGUUCAAGGAAAGUGGGAGCCUGGAGGCUAUCCCAGCAUGCACUGGCAGAGAAACACUGCAGAGUGCCGUUUUCCGAACACUUUAACAUUCCCGUUGAACCAAAGGAAAAAAGCAAAAUGUCUUAUUUUCAUUUCAAUUGUAGAAAUAGGUUGAGUUCAUUAUAGUACAACGGAGUUGGACUUUGUCCACUUUGUUAUUACUUACCCUGAACUAGUGUGAUACUGCAGUGAUCAAGAGGGCACAGAGAAUUAUGAGCGCUGAUGUGAAGGAUCGCUGCAACACCUAAAUCACAAGAACUGGACACACUUUCAGUUAUGACAGAACAGCUCAUACACAGUACAGCCAGGUCAUGUCUCAAUACCAGAAGUAAAAGAAUGACCUUAGUCAGUUUGGACAACUGCUUUGUUAUUAAAGUUAUGUCUGAAAUACCGUUAAAUUAUUUCUAUUGCAAGACAUUAGCUAGAUCGUCCAAUUAAAAUAGUUUGGAUGGGGAGAGGAAGUUGAAGAGGAUAUGGAGACCGGAGAAUAUCACCAGUGGCUCUAUACUGAGACUAUACCUUAAAACACACCAGCAAACAUCAACUUAUUCUAAACACCAGACUGUUUGCCAAUGUAAAAACAAUUAAGCUCUGUGAAAUAAGGUACAUAUCAGGGCCAAGUUACCGGAAAGUUACAAACAAAAAAUUAGAUGAAUUCAGAAGGUUGUAUCAUGACAAACGAAACAUUAAUAGCUGCCAGUUAAUACAAUGAAACCAUGUGAGGACAUGACAGAAAGGAAUCCAUACAAUGAGGACUUGGCUCAUACCAAUAAGAUACUUUAAGAAUGGGUAGGGCUCACAUAAAUGCUUGAAAGAAAACAUGUAUUGACAAGAGGUUUCAGCCCAUGAGCAAACAAAUAUGGGCCUUAAUACCACUGAAUAACAGAUAAGUCAGCACGGAUUUAAAGUGUCAGUGCUGGGAUUUCUAUCCUUUUAUUGAACAGCCAUCUUUAGCAGCAUUUUACGUGUUAAAUUAAAACCAGAAAGCUUCUUGGAAAAGCAAAUGUUUUUGUUGUUGGAAGCAGCCGGUCUCUUCUGGCACAUGAACACAAAAUGACUUUAAUUGUUAAAGGACUGGGUAACUUGUGGAAUUCAGUUUUACAGAAGAUGAAAGGCUGGUGUAGCUUGUAAAUCAUGAAGGGUGAUGGAAAGGUUUCUCAGGUGCCAUCUCUUAGCUGGUUCGGAGUCCUUCUUUUGUGGUCUGUGUGGUGUUGCCCCGGGCUCACCUUGACAAGAAACCGCUUAUUGAAUGACCAGAUGCUCCAAGGUGUGUAUGAGUUACAUUUGUAUGUAAUAAAUUUGGAGUGGAAUAAAUUGCAAAUGCCUACAUAGAGGCUAACACAACCUAUCAAACUGUCCACUGUGCCCUAAAUGCUCGCCUCACGUAUUUACAAAUAUGUUCUAGUAAAUAGCAAGUGACUCUUAAAUUUGAGAUAUGUGUAGCCAUCAGAAGGAACUUGACACCGUGGCGCAGAGCGCGGAGAUCAGGUUAGAAACAUGCAUCGCAACAGAACAUCUCCAAAUCGCAUUCCACAUACUGAAAUCUAAUCCGAGGGCAUCAGGAUAUGUGACAUAAUACCCAAGACAUCUGAAAACUGCGCUCCUCCGAACGGGGCUCCAGGGGUGGUUUGGAGAGAUAUGUGGACCUCUGUUACUCACUGUUUGCUCUUGCAGGGGUAUAUGAAAGAGGGGCGGACACCAACUGCCCCAAACGUCAGAGCGCACUUAACUAUAAAUCUCUCCAAACUGCCCUCUGCGCCCGGUGCGGUGUUAUGCGCAGAAAUCUGUCCUGCUUCAGUCCAGUAUGAGAACACCGCGUGUGGAAACUCUUCGAGCUACAUAGACACUAAAUGACCUGGAGAAAAUGGAGAAUAAAUACCCCAAUCUGUGUUGUUUACCAUGUCAAGAUACUGUCAGAUGUUGGCGAAUAUGAACAUUUAACGCAGUUCUGGAUAUAACGGCGCUUUAACUGUUUUAUCAAGAGGCAGACACGAGCUUCUUGCACUCUGGGAAACAGAUAUUGUGCACUUUUUGCGCCUCGCUUAUGCGCGGGAGACGCUGAUGUCUUCAUUGGACUCCUUUCAGUCGGAGAUGGUGGAACUCGCUCAGAUUUCCAGCGUGGAAACGUAGCAUCCAAUUAAUCAGCGACUGCAACUGUACCCCGUGAGGCGCAGUGGCACUUGGUCCGCUCUCUCCAACACCUACCUUUGGACUCCAAAGUGUGGAAAGACGCGUGGUUUGGUUGGUGCGCUGGAUCGGAGUAUGAAACACACACCUGGUGCGGUAUUUCACUUGUUUUCUAUCAGGACACAAACCGAAUUUUAAGGAAAUUUUCGGAUUGUGGCUGUUAAACGAUUCAUGCAGCUGGUUCAGCUCGGGACACUAAAUGAGUCGCGUUUUCUGUUUGGAUUUUAACACCAGGUCUGCAUGGGCCAUAUUUAAGCUUUCUUCAUAGGAACUGAGUCUAAGAUGAAGUUAUGGGAUGUUUUGGCCACGUGUUUGUUGCUCCUGAGCUCUGUUGCUACACGGCCUCUCUACCAAAACACUCAGCCAGCCAAGAGGGCUUAUUUCCCCAGCAGCUACAGUGAUUCUGUGUCCCUGUCUGUGGAGGACGAAGAGCCAGCGUUCCAGCGUGAAAACCACAACCUGCAGGAGAUCUCUAUGGAGGAUCAAUAUGUCAUCGCAGGUCCCUAUCCAGAGCAGUUUGAUGAUGUAAUGGAUUUUAUCGAGGCUACCAUUGGCAGACUCCGGAGAUCGUCAGAGCCCAGCGGGGGUUUAAGGGGACGGAGGGAACAGAGAGAGAGGGGAGCAGCAAACACAGGAGGCACAAGAGGCGAGAGGAGAGGACAUGGCGACAGGAGGCGGGGUCGGGGGCGAGGGGGAAGUCGAGGUGGUAAAGGAGGGCGAGGUGAGAAGGGGAGGGAGAGGAUAUCGGUGCAGACUCGAGGCUGCUUGCUUAAGGAGGUCCACCUCAAUGUGACGGACUUGGGGCUGGGCUACCAGACUAAAGAGGAGCUGAUCUUCCGGUAUUGCAGCGGCCCUUGCGUAGAGGCGGAGACCAACUAUGACAAGAUCCUCAACAACCUCACACACAACAAGAAGCUGGACAAGGACACACCCUCUCGCACCUGCUGUCGACCAAUCGCUUUCGAUGAUGACUUAUCUUUCUUGGACGACAAUGUAGUGUAUCACACGCUGAAAAAGCAUUCUGCCAGGAAGUGUGGCUGUGUCUGAGGAAGUCACAUGGAUGUGACAAAAUGACAGACAUUUCCAGCAUCAGUGAAUUAAGGAUCACUUUUACAAGCUGGUGCUGCAAAGAGAGGGAUCACUGUUGGAAAUGGGCAUACGAGGUCAAAGAGGGAGUGUAUUGUCUCUUUUUUUUCCCUCAGUAGUCAUCAAAGGAGACACAGGUGAGUAUAUAAAGGCCACCUCUGUGACCUGAAAGACGAUGGAACAGCCGUUAAAAAGGCAAACCGUUCAUUUAACUUUGACAGUCCAUGCUCAGUCCUUCAGAACCCCUGAAGAAACAUGCAGAAAUGUAUGAGGUGUGUACCAAUUUCCAGAAGAGAUGAUACUGUUACACUUCCAGAUUUGCUAACUGUGCUGUCUAAAAAGGUGAGAGUGAAGAAAAUGUCUGACUAAGUUGGCUUGUUUUACUAGAAGAAUUCAUUUUCCCAGGAACCUCAGUUUUUGUCAGCUGGCUCCUAACACUCCAAAUGAACUCAGAGAUUUGAGGAGUAUAUUCAGCUGCAGUCUAAAUCACUUCCACUGCAUAGUCUGGAUGUUGACAUUUACAUUCAGAGCCAAGGGAUGACAAAUACCACACCGGAGUUCAGCAAAGACGUUUUGGUGCAACGCAUCUACAUAAAAUGCAAUCAUAUAUAUAUAUAAUACAUGUGUGUGUAAGAGGUAUAUUUAUUAAGAUGGAAUUAACUUAUUGUUAUUUAUUUCAAUCCAUUUUAUGAAAGAAAUUGUCGUUUUUCUUAUUUAUUUAAAAGCUUUGUUUGUUCUGGAUGGUGCCAAAGUGGAGCAUUUUUCUCAAGCAAAAUCUAAAAAGGUGAUCCAGAACUGCUAAACACUCACCCACACAUCCUAAUAAUGCUUAUUCACUUCACUUAGAUUCCAGGGUUUCUCAAUUCAUGAGUCCAAAAGAUCAUCGUUAGCUAUCAAGUUACGGGAGGGUAGGAAGAGACACAGAGGAGGGGACCAAUAGAAGAUUUUCGAUUGAAUUGAUCUGUUGUUUUGGAGCAUUUUGGGGGACGGCAGGGUAGAUUUUUUUUGUUGGACAUUUCACCUCAUUUUCCCCAAUGUGGUCAAGGGGGACUUCAGAUGUUGCUCUCUCCUCACAGCACCUGGGUAUAGACUCCUAAUGAAACUAUCACGUCAUUAUACUGUAUUGUUUACAAGAAGGCAAAUGACUCUUUGCUGCUGUUUAUUUUCAAGGCAUUUUUCAAAUUAAUAAUCCAGAAUAGAUUUAAUGUCACUCCAAACAGGAGCCAUCACAUCUUUUAAUUGAAAUCUGAAAACAACAUGAGAGUAGUGGUCUCUCUGAGGAUCUGUAGGUGCCUUUGAAGAUCCAUCCUUUAAGUCACAGAGUACAGAAGCUGCUAGAAUGCCUGCCUAUCAGCAUACGUUACCCGAAACCUCACUCUGGCCUUGCACCAAGUCUGAGCAAAGGCUUUGCAGCGGUUACUGUCCCAAUAGGCUUUAAAGUUCACAGGACUGCCUGUGUUUCUGUCUCGACUGUGACAGACAGGUCUUACUCCCUGAAAGAGGAUUUGAAAGUGAUCCUCUAACAUGAGUCUUAACCAAAUAUCCCCAUUGGCAAAGGCAUUUUGGUAAAGGCAGUUUAAGGAAGUUCUAGCUACUGUAGCGGCUGUCAUCGCCAACCGAUGUAAAUAUCUAAAGACACGACGUUUCGACAAAAGAAUAUGUUUUGGACUGACAGAAGUAAGACAAUGGGUAGGCUCAACAUGCUUUCUACAUGCAAUAACUUGUUCAGCCAAGUUUAUUCCCAAACUAUACAGAAAUAUACAUCCAGGAAAACAGGAGGAUCUUUAAAAGCAUGUUGCUGUGCCCAUAGAGACCCUGCGAGGGGAUCGUUUUAAGUGGAACAAAGAGGGGUAGGUCUUGAUGUUAGCACGGAUUAGGGACCAAGGUAUCUGUGCCCACCCAACAGCAAGCAAGCCAGCUUUACUGUGUAAUCCCCCUGCACACAGAACAAAUCCACUGCAUCAAGCUGAAUUUAGGCCAAACACUACACAGAGAGGAAAAAAAAAAACUCUAGCCUUUAUCACAGCAUACCUCAUCAAUUGGAUCAUCUUCCCCUUUAACAACUGAUUCGUGCGUAAGCCUUUCCAGAUGAGAAUGUGCAGUUAGGAGACUUCCCAGAAGCCUCAGAGCUCCUUGCUACUCUUCGAUACCAUACAUUAGAGUGUGUAAACUGUGACCACUAGCCCUCUCAUCUUCGUGACUGUUUGCUCUACUGUUCCUUGGCGAUUAGUCCUCUGGUUUUGAUGCAAAGGUAAACAAGCAAAAGGUUAAGAUGCGAAGGAAUCCUCAGUGUUAAUAUUUGAAGAAAGGAUUGGAUUUGUUUUCACUCCUUAUUGUGUUAACACCUCUGUGAAAAACCUGUCAUGUCGUUUCACUUGUUUCAUGUUACAGAACCAAAGCUCUCGGCAAACUUUAUUUUUGUACAAUAUUAAUUUUAUAACUUUUUACAGAAUUAAACUUGUUUCUAUCAAAUGA
Molecule: messenger RNA, 8275 nt
Organism: Siniperca chuatsi (mandarin fish)
Lineage: Eukaryota; Metazoa; Chordata; Actinopteri; Centrarchiformes; Sinipercidae
Gene: gdnfa
Product: glial cell derived neurotrophic factor a
Exons: 3
Coding region: 4997-5761 (254 amino acids)
Biological process (GO): peripheral nervous system development; negative regulation of neuron apoptotic process; positive regulation of branching involved in ureteric bud morphogenesis
Molecular function (GO): growth factor activity; glial cell-derived neurotrophic factor receptor binding; receptor tyrosine kinase binding
Source: RefSeq, a predicted model, not a curated record